Molecule: messenger RNA, 384 nt
Organism: Dictyostelium discoideum AX4
Lineage: Eukaryota; Evosea; Eumycetozoa; Dictyosteliales; Dictyosteliaceae
Exons: 1
Coding region: 1-384 (127 amino acids)
Source: RefSeq, a predicted model, not a curated record
AUGUUCAAAUCAAUUUUUUACGUUUUAAUUUUAGCAUUCAUUGUUAAUUUAGUUCAAGGUCAAGCAUUACAAACUGGUUCUUACCUUCGUUAUCAAGAAGGUACAUGUCCAACUCCAGCUGGUGUCUUUAACAUCUCUCAAAAUAAUUUUGGUUAUCAAAUUAUCAAUGGUUCUGGAAGAAAUGUUAUUGCUAACAUCACUGUUAAUUCAGAUUCCUCAUUCACUGCUAAUGGUUACCUUUAUAAUGUUAAUCCACCAUAUGGCUUUUCAGGUUUCACUGGUGUAAAAGGUAUUAUUUACAACCAAUACAUGUUUAUUGCUACCUAUGCCAAAUCAGGAACCUUCCAAGGUGGAACAUAUUUCUUCCAAUUCAAUUCAUGCUAA